GUUCCGUUUAUAAGCUCGAAAUCACAAAUCCUGUCUAUGUUUUUAAUUUUAUGUGAACAGUGGAGUUUGAUUUCUUCCUCAUGAAAAAAUUGUUAUUUCCAUUCACACGAAGUGAAAUAUAACUCAAUGAUACAGACAUUAAAGUUAUAGAUUUUAUUACAUUGAAUCAAAAUAAUAAUAGGCAGUUUUCAUUGUGUUUGUGAUCAUCUUGAUAAAAAAUGAAAAGAGUUACGAUAGCCAUCUGGGACAGCAGUUGGUGAAUAAUGUGAUUCAAUAAAUGAAAUUUCACAAUCUUUAAUAAUAAGGAGCAAACAUCUCAGGAUGGGUGAUUGCUGCUGCAAGAGCCGGGCUCCGGACGUCUUUGUGUAUGCAGCGCCCUCCUCAGCACAUAGUUCAACACAUUCUGAACAUCGGCAGAGGACAGCCAAAGUAGACGCUCAUGUUGUGGAUCAGCUGGUGCUGGAAAUGCUAAAAAUAGCAGCUUCCAGAGUGGACAAUGAUGAAGAUUCUCCGGUAUCGCUCGUGAAGCUGCACCUCAUAGCUGACAAAGAAGAAGGAUGGAUUCAGAUGAUAUCAUCGAUGGUGCACGUCAUCCCCAUCGAGAAUCCCUUCGGGCCAACCGCCAUCUCAAUACUGCUCGAUGCAUGUCCCCUGCCCUCCAAAGAGGCUGUAGUUAAAUUGACGGAGAUUUUCAAUUUAUCGACUGAGAGGGCACGGCUGGAGACUCCGAAUAUAAGGGUUGAUCGCAACAUAUGCGUCGUGAUCGGCUGCCUUGCCGAAAAGCUGGUUGGGCCUAAUAGCAUUGCUAUGCUCACGCAUAAAGCUCUAGACUACCUGUACACCUACAUUGUCGACUUUCGGAAUCCGUGCCUCUGCCUCUUCGCUAUGAUCGCUCUGGAGAAAUUAGCUCAUACAAUGGAGAACAAACUCGUCAUCAAGCACAAAUUCGCACACAAGGAUAACCCUUUGCUGCGCUUGGAGAAGUUGGCGAACGAUGAUGAUUUUAUACGGAGGCAGGUGGGCUUCGUUGCCGGUUGGACCUUGGACAACCUGUUUAUGGUCGAGGGCAGGAAGCUGUCCUAUGAAGAAGCUGACAUGACCGGCAUCAACGCCAUACUGAACUGCCAGGAUGUCAGCGAAUACCUCCAGAUCUCGCCCACUGGCCUAGAAGCUAGAUGCGACUCGUAUUCCUUCGAGAGUGUUCGAUGCACCUUCCAGGUGGACGACGGGUGUUGGUAUUACGAAGCCACUGUGGUGACAUCCGGCGUGAUGCAAAUUGGAUGGGCCACUAAGAACAGCCACUUUUUGAGCGAUUAUGCAUUGUUUCAGGAGGGCUUCGGCAUCGGUGACGAUCUCUACUCGAUAGCGUACGAUGGUUGCCGCAAGCUGGUGUGGUACAACGCCAAGCCCACGGCCAUAAACAACGUGGAGACAUGGAAACCGGGCGAUAUCCUGGGCUGCCUCAUAGACCUGGCCGCCAAGGAGGUGAUCUUCUCCAUCAAUGGGAAGCGUUUGCCGCCCUACAAUGAUAUCUUUGAUGCCACUAGAUAUGGCUUCUUCGCGGCGGCCAGCUUCAUGGCCUAUCAGCAGUGCCGAUUUAACUUCGGCAAGGACCCGUUCAAGUACCCGCCGUGCGAUCGACUCUUCGGCGCUUUCAACGAUUUCGGGAACCUCACUGAAGAAGAAAAGAUGGUGAAGCCGCGACGCCUGAUCCUGGAGCAGAUGAGGCACUCGAGCGUGAAGGAGGACUCGUGCACGCUCUGCUUCGAUGACACCGCCUGCUGCAUGCUAGAACCGUGCGGACAUAGGGGCUUCUGCUCGGUCUGCACGUCCAUGCUGCGCGAGUGCCCGAUGUGCCGCGGCCCGAUCCUCAACGUGCGCCGUGAGCAGAUCUGACACGAGGACAGCGACUUCACGCCCACCCACUGCAGCCUCGACCUCGGCGACGUCGACGACCUGGACGACAUAGAGAUCGCGAUCGACCUGGACUACUUGGCCGACGUCACCAGCGCGUCCAACACAAGCCACGACUACAAGCGCGUGCUCUCCGCCUCCAAUCACUCCUCGGAGCGGUCCUCGCUGGUCUCCGUGUCGCCGAUCGCCUCCAACGAGAACAUUCCUGCGGAUCAAUAGAUCCAUGACGAUACGCGGCGCCGCGUAACAUCGACGGCCGUUGCUACAGAGCAUGUAUAGCUCGUUUUCGAAAUUCGAAUUUCACACACAAUUUGCUUAAUUUAAAUGACCGGGACGUUGGACGAGUUUAAAAAAAAUAAACUCAUUUUCAAAAUUAGAAUUUGGAAAUUGAGGAAAUAUGCCCUAAAUACCAAGGUAACUUUUAAAUCUAUAAUUUAGACAGUCUUACACAGGACAGAGCUAUAGAGAGACAUAUUUCAUUUCUGAAGCCUGUAGUACUAGUGACGGCCUUGAAAAUGAGAUACUGUGCUAUCAGCCCCUCUGACUCCAUUUGAUCCAUACAUAAUUAGCGUAAUUUAUUAAAUUAACAUUAAUGAUAUUACAUAUAUAUGUGUUGUUGUUAAUGUUUCAACUCAAUGGACAAUACUUUAUAUAUUAGCUAUACCUUUGCUUUGUUAGUUGUGUGGAACGUUAUAAUUGGCAAAUAUUGUGGCAAAAACAUGUAAAAGCAGACCAACUUCAUUUUGGUUUACGUCAUUUUUUUUAUAUUAAUUGCUGUUAUAAAAAAACGAGCUUCGCUUUAAUUAUUAAGAAAACUGAUGAAUUCCUUAUUUGCAACGAUAUUUUCAGACGUAUAUUUAUUGUUACAUAUCCUACAUACUCUAGGUGUUAUGUGUAAUUACAGUAAUUUACAAUUAUCUUAAUGUUGUAAUGUUAAUGAUAACCGAUAAACUCUCGAGCCCUCGCCCUGAGCGGUGGCGAUUUGAAACUAUUGUUUAAUUUAUGUCACAAAGACAGCUUUAACUAUUCUAAGCAGUUUUUAAGAUCUUUUUGAUGAGUUGUAUUUGUUUACAUUUCUAUCUUACCGGUGAUUCUUUAUUUUUUUUUUACGUAAAGGAUUCUAUCCAUUACUUUUGUGAUCCCCGCAACGCUUAGAUAGUAUAAUAUAGGUAUAUUCAAGUAUUAAUAUAGUUAUUACGUGACAAAUAUAUUUGAAUGUCAUAUUUUGAUGUCUAAAUGAUGAUCGAUGUAUAAUUUUAUCUUACAGUGUAACUUUAAGAUCCUUUGGUUAUAUAUACGGUCGAUUUCAAUUUUCAAUCGGUCUGUAAUUGGUCGGUGAGUAACGUUGGGAAUUUCCGAACGAUUGGAAACUAAAACCAGGCAUUAGUCAAUGUCAGUUGAAUAUUAGAUGUCUAUUGUCUACUUAAAUAUACAAUAACGUAGUCAAAAAUUACGUUUGAUUGUUAAAUACGACUUAUUCUAUUUAUGAUUUCGUAGCAUGUUUUGUAUUUCAUGUUGUAUUGUUUUUUUUUUUUUUUUUUAAUCAUUUGUUUCGACUGAAAUUUAGUCCGAUUCAGGUGUGGGGAAGCUUUAUUGUCAAAUGGUAAAGUAACUUAAAUGUGAUGAAUGAACAAAUAAUAAGCAAGUAUUAUAUUUAAUUUUAAAUUAUGUUUAAAUUUGAAUUAUUCAUUAAUUCAAAUCGUUUGUCGAACUUAAUUUAUGACAAUAUUAUAACAAUUUUCUUUAAUGUAAUUACCUGGCUAAAGUAUUGGAAAUCCCUAAACAAAUAUUAUUUGUUUUAAAUAAUACUUUCUAUGUUUGGGUUCAACUUCUAUUCUCAGAUGACUAACGUGUAAGUCGCGUUGUCUCUUUGUAUGACAAAUAUGAAAAACUCAAUUAUAUAACAAUAAUAAAUGAAUAAUAACUUGUAGACAAACACAUAAAAACAAUUUGUUAUAACGAAGCUGACUUCGUAUAUUUAAAUAUGAGAUCUAUCUAAUUUCUCUCUUUUUGACUGUCCAUCUCUUUUCGCAGCAAAUUAAGUUAUUGUGUACAUUAAAAUACGAAUAUUCACAUAUAAAAUACAUAUUAGUAAGAUCUAUUAACAUCCUUCCGAAAUUCAUAUAAAACAUCCACUUAAAAGAAAGAGAAAUUCGUUUCUAAAUUAUAUAAAGCUGGCCUUGUGCAUAACAGCUAAGUGGUGUCUGUAGCAAUCAUGCUGACGUAACUAAACCGGUGUUUUCGACGUUAGGAGUGAGUUUUGUUUAUAUAUAUAUUUUUUUUAAAGACAGAUCGUUUCUGGCGAGGGUGAUGCUAUAUAAGGGUUACAUUAAAAAAAAACUAACAUUCAUUAUCACGCAUGAAUGAUUAGUAACCGUUUUUAAUUUAAAUAUUAUAUAUUUGAACUCGCAAGACUGUUAGAAUACCUUUACUGAUAUUUAAAAACGUACAAUACAUCCGUAUUUCACUUUUGUGAUGUGAAAUUAUUAUUUUUGUGUUUAUUAGUGAUAUUGCAAAACGACUGAACGUAAUCCAUAAUAUACUUCCUUGAUACUUGCAUUACUUAACAUAAUUUUAGCUAUAGAUUUUUUUUUUUUAAUAUCUCUACGCGGAAACGUUAAUUAUGGUGCGCUAACUACGAAGUACGCUAAAUUGUAAGUAUAAUAUUUCAAGCGAGUGUAAAUAUAUCGUAGAAUCGGGCGAAUAUUGAAAGUGUUUAGCUUCGUUACGUUCUUUUUGGAAUAUGGGAACACCUCUUACUGGCUUUAUUUCUUAAAUUAUACGUAUUGAACUUAGGUAAAAUAAUUUUUUCUUUUGAAAAAUUACUAGUCAUUUAAGUUUAGAGACGAUAGGUUUUUUUAUUAUUAUUUCAUAGAAAAGAUCGCUUUAGCUUUGUAUUCAUUGAUUUUGCUUCCAAUAUGUAAUGUUCAUUUUUCAAUAGACAAUAAUCAAAUUUCUUAUAUGAUACUGUUAAAUCUUAUUAUAUGUGUAUUAAUGUUGUGUAUUGAUAUAAUUGGUGUAAAUAGUGGAUAAUCAUUAUCUAUUGUGACUAAGCGUUAGUAUCAAUUAAUAUUCUAUAGUUUGUAUAAAUUAAAAUAUUUUUCCUAAAUUUAGCCGAAAUAUAUAUAUUGCUUCUUUAGCAUCGAAUGUGAAUAGGUGCGUACAUAUAGUAUCUUAUUCAUCUUCCUUUACUUUUAAUCGCGUUUUUUUUUUUUGAGUAAACCGUAAGUUAAAAAAAGUUACAUUUAUUUAUCUAGUAUCAAAUAUACAAUUAGUAACAAAAAAUUAUCAAUAGUUAUAGAUUCUGUCUUAUACGUAUACAAAUGUAAUAAAUUACCUCGGUCUACAAUUUACACAACGUGUAUUGAUUUCCAUAAAUUGCGUCGUAUUGUUAGCGACCGAUUCACGGGAUAUGAAAAUAGGCUAAUUUCCUGACAAUAUACUCAUUUCUGAAGAACGUCCUUGCCGGCACUCGUGUGAUUGGUGCGAAGAGAAUCGAUCCUAUCACACCCAGCCUAAACAAUAUUACGUCUAAUUAUUUAUACGGGAAAGCCUGACGUCUUUCCAGAUCUAUUUUUGUAAAAGAUAAUGCAACACCAAACAUGUAAGUGUGCAUUUGUAUUUUCAGAUAUCUGUUGGAGCAUUUAUUUUUUUCAUAGUAUUUUAUUAUAAUGUAACAUAGAAUCGGGGAAAGUCGUCGUAGGGAAUAGUUUUAGAGUACUGUAAAGAAUAAUACAUAACGCAACUUUGUAAAUGUGUAAAGCACUUCAGAAUAAAAUUAUCUAUUCUAAUAUUUAGGAUACCGAAACGGAGUCUGUCCAAUCCAGAGUUUUAUUAUUACGGCUGAUAUUUUUGCAACGAUUUUCUCUUAUGAUGAUUCAUUUGCAAUUUAUUACAGGUCUUCGUUUAGAUAUAAUGAUUUGUGGUAUUAUUGUUGAAUUGCGCUCAAUUAUUUGAUUUAUUCUGUAUGAAGUUAUAUUUUGUCUAAAUGUAAAAAUAUUUAAGUAAUCACUGUAAUUGUUGUUGGAAGUCACAAUAUAAGAAUUAUUAAAAAUAA
Messenger RNA from Zerene cesonia (dogface butterfly), 5971 nucleotides. Its product is annotated as RING finger and SPRY domain-containing protein 1-like. The coding region runs from base 322 to 1896 and encodes 524 amino acids. The transcript is spliced from 11 exons. Lineage: Eukaryota; Metazoa; Arthropoda; Insecta; Lepidoptera; Pieridae. The record is from RefSeq and is a predicted model, not a curated record. Gene Ontology annotation, cellular component: cytoplasm. Gene Ontology annotation, molecular function: protein binding; ubiquitin-protein transferase activity.